UGAUCCGAAAGAAACAUAAUCAAAACGCUGUCGGAAAAAUUCGCAUUUUAAAACCGUCAAACCAAACAACCGCGACACACCAACCCGAUUUCUCGAGACUUCAGUAACGAAUAAGAAACAACAACAACAACGGAAAAAACAGUUUUCUUUUUUUUUCUCCUCGGUUCAUUCGACUCUUAUUUUGGUUAAUUUUUAUUUCCGCAACUGUGGCUUUAACAAAUCAAACUGGAUUCCAACAAGCAAUACGUGUCGCGAUUACAUCGCGGCUACCGGAGGCUUAAAAAAUUAUUCAAGCGUGUGGCGAACCAGGCGCUUACCGUUUCGCCACAGCCGGCAGUUACGGUGGAGGGGCCGGUGUCCAAAAUGUCUCCACCAACGAACGACGUGACCAACGGCGUGGUUGCGCCAGCCAACACCUUGGCGCCUCGGGUUUCGCCCACCGCGAACCCGGCUCUCGCUACCAUCAACCCGCCGACGCACAAGCGUACACCUAAGGAUUUCAUCUUUGGCAAGGUGAUCGGCGAGGGAAGCUUCUCCACCGUUUACCUCGCCAAAGAUAUUCACUCGGGGAAGGAAUACGCCAUCAAAGUGUGCGACAAGCGUCACAUCAUCAAGGAGAAGAAGACCGAGUACGUGAAACGCGAGAAGGAAGUGUUGAACAUGCUCGCGGGCGCGAAACAUUCGUUCGUGCGCCUGUUUUGCACUUUCCAAGACGUGGAAAGACUCUAUUUCGUCCUAUCGUACGCGAAGAACGGUGAGCUUCUGCCCUACAUCAAUAAAGUUGGCUCGUUCGACAUCGAGUGUACCAAGUUCUAUUCGGCGGAGAUCCUUCGCGGUCUCGAGUACCUGCAUGGUCUCGGCAUCAUUCAUCGCGAUCUCAAACCGGAGAACAUUUUGCUGGACGAGAAGAUGCACGUGCUUAUCACCGACUUCGGUAGCGCCAAGAUACUGAAGGACCCGGAGACGGUGUUGACGCAUACCACCGCCACGGACGACCCGCAACAACAGCAACAACAACAACAGCAGCAACAGCAACCGUACCGACGAGAACGCAGAGGCUCGUUUGUCGGUACCGCCCAAUACGUGUCGCCGGAGCUCCUAACAGACAAGACUAGCAGAGCCUCCGAUCUCUGGGCCCUCGGCUGUAUAGUCUACCAGAUGGUCGCUGGUCUGCCUCCGUUCCGCUCUAGAAGCGAGUACAUGAUAUUCCAAAAGAUCCUGAAGCUCGAGUACGAGAUACCCGACGGGUUUUGCGAGCUGGCGAGAUCUCUCGUCAGUCAGCUGUUGGUGCUCGAGCCCCGAGUGGAGGGGCCGGUGUCCAAAAUGUCUCCACCAACGAACGACGUGACCAACGGCGUGGUUGCGCCAGCCAACACCUUGGCGCCUCGGGUUUCGCCCACCGCGAACCCGGCUCUCGCUACCAUCAACCCGCCGACGCACAAGCGUACACCUAAGGAUUUCAUCUUUGGCAAGGUGAUCGGCGAGGGAAGCUUCUCCACCGUUUACCUCGCCAAAGAUAUUCACUCGGGGAAGGAAUACGCCAUCAAAGUGUGCGACAAGCGUCACAUCAUCAAGGAGAAGAAGACCGAGUACGUGAAACGCGAGAAGGAAGUGUUGAACAUGCUCGCGGGCGCGAAACAUUCGUUCGUGCGCCUGUUUUGCACUUUCCAAGACGUGGAAAGACUCUAUUUCGUCCUAUCGUACGCGAAGAACGGUGAGCUUCUGCCCUACAUCAAUAAAGUUGGCUCGUUCGACAUCGAGUGUACCAAGUUCUAUUCGGCGGAGAUCCUUCGCGGUCUCGAGUACCUGCAUGGUCUCGGCAUCAUUCAUCGCGAUCUCAAACCGGAGAACAUUUUGCUGGACGAGAAGAUGCACGUGCUUAUCACCGACUUCGGUAGCGCCAAGAUACUGAAGGACCCGGAGACGGUGUUGACGCAUACCACCGCCACGGACGACCCGCAACAACAGCAACAACAACAACAGCAGCAACAGCAACCGUACCGACGAGAACGCAGAGGCUCGUUUGUCGGUACCGCCCAAUACGUGUCGCCGGAGCUCCUAACAGACAAGACUAGCAGAGCCUCCGAUCUCUGGGCCCUCGGCUGUAUAGUCUACCAGAUGGUCGCUGGUCUGCCUCCGUUCCGCUCUAGAAGCGAGUACAUGAUAUUCCAAAAGAUCCUGAAGCUCGAGUACGAGAUACCCGACGGGUUUUGCGAGCUGGCGAGAUCUCUCGUCAGUCAGCUGUUGGUGCUCGAGCCGUCCGAGAGAUUGGGUGCCCAGGACGAACACGGUGCCGGAUAUCCCAGCAUCAGGGCGCAUCCCUUUUUCGAGGGCGUUGAUUUCGAGACACUCCAUGAACAGACACCACCACCGAUUUACCCGUAUCUGCCAGGAACGUCGGAACACGAGGAGCUCAGGUCGCAGUACAGGGUUCCCGAUCACCUGGAACCUGGCCUAGAUGACAAACAGCUCACCAGGCUUCUUGGCCUGGGUAUCGGAGAGGAUGACGACGACGACGACGACGACGCGACCAUCGAGCGCGAGAAACCCGCGCAGACCAGCGUGGUCGUCGAGAAACCGAGGAGAAGAACACACGCGACACCCACGGACGGUAGCAUCGCCGUUUUAACCACCGACGAGAUUAAGAACCGGCUGGAAAAGCAACGCGCGUCCAAUCAGUGGGACAUCUUCGUCGAGGGUAACCUGAUAUUGAAACAGGGCUUCGUGAACAAGAGGAAAGGCCUGUUCGCCAGGCGGAGAAUGCUUUUGCUAACCACCGGACCACACUUGUACUACGUCGAUCCUGUGAACAUGGUGCUCAAGGGCGAGAUACCCUGGAGCCCGGAACUAAGGGUCGAGCCGAAGAGCUUUAAAAUCUUCUUCGUUCACACGCCAAACAGAACAUAUUAUCUCGAAGAUCCCGAAGGAUUCGCAUUGGAGUGGUGUAGAGCGAUCGAGAACACGCGAGUCCACUACUACGGCCUGCAAGAAUCUACCACCACCGCUUAAACAGAAGACUGAACCAACAUAGUUUUGAACGGAACUAGUGCGAAAGAACGUUUCAUCGUAAAACGGUAAAUGUUGUCCGCGAGGCGCGAUCGUUGAAACUCGUGUACUCGUUCGUGGCCAGAGUAGGCGAUUAUAUACAUAUGCAUGUAUAUAUAUAUAUGCAUACACGCGUGUAUAUGUGUAUAUCUAUAUGUAGACAGAGAGAAAGAGCGAGAGAUCGUUUGUUAGCCUGUAACUUGUCGUUAAGGGAGAUAUAUUCUAGGAUAUGUUAGCAUUCUAGCGCGUACGAAGCGUGUUCUCUGUACAGCUUUAGGACAAAUUUUCUAGAUCAAAUUCAAAACGUUGUUAUUGUAUUUGGGAUGACCCUGUGGUGGAAAUGCCCCGGGCAUCAGGACUUAGGAUAGGAAAACCUAACGAAAUCAUCGUGCAGCUACCUAUCGUCAUUUUUCACUCAAGUUCGUUAUUUAUUAUCAACCUCCGAAGUACCUUGAACACACACACACACACACACACAGCUGUACGGUGUAUUUCUAGCACGAUAAAUACACACGAGGGAUAGCGAAAUUUUUAGCCGAAGUUUAUUAGCCUUGCGUGUUAGCGCACGGUGUCGCUGCUGACGCGUAACGAGGACGCCUUAUAUCGACGGUUUUUGAAAAGGAAUCGAACUUUUGAUCGUUUCAAAGAAUGAAUUUCGUUGUUGGUCAUCGGUCGUGCACGCGUAAUCGGGAUAUCACGAUUAAAAUUCCGUCGACACAUUAGAGAAAAACGAAAAGACUAAUCGUACGUACACGUAUUUGAUGCGUAUUAAAAUCCGAAUUGACCUAGACACGCGUCGAUCGUUCGCGCACUCGACAGCAGCGUAUUAUUCAGUUCCAAAUAUAGCUAAAUUUACAUAGAAAAUUAUUGGAAAGUUGUUUGAAGCGUAGACUCUAGCGGUGAUCGCAGAGAGGGGUAGUUGAUUCGCGACGAUGCUGCUUCCUGCUGUCGACCUCGCGAAUCUAGGCGGUCAAUUCAUAUAGUCGAAGUUAACCAAAAAAAAAAAAUAGAAAAAAUAACGGAAGAAAACUUUAUAAAAGAAUACGGUGGAAGACAACGUAUUGCUUUACAGCUUUAAGUCGUGUUUUUACAUCGCCUGGAAAAGGGAUCUUCGGAAUGGUUGCGCGUUUAUUCCGACGCAUUCCUUGCUCUCUUCAUUUUACAGUAUUCUCUUCUCGUUGUUUGUUGUCCCGUGUUUCCCCUUCUCGAUACGUUGUAAAUAUUUAGCGCGAUUUCACGAAGAGACAGGCUACGUAAAGCACACACAUAUUAUUAACUCUGUAUAAUAAAUAGGUCUCUCUCGUAUGUGGAUCUACGUAAGUACAAAAAUCGUUGUCCGACCACGGUAUUUUUUUUCUUCCCACACACACACACACUCUCUCUUUCUCUCUCUCUCUCUCUCUCGUUCUUCAUCUUUUGGCCCGUAUUUUUAAUCCUUGAUCGCUAAUCUGGCUCUCGCGGACUCGAUCGAACAACGCGUGUACAGCCGGGAAUUUAGGACAACAUUUAGAUUUUAAUCGAAGAGAAAUGCUUAGUAGUCAUUUAAGUAAUGACACAAUGUUCGUUGUAUAAAAGAAGAAAGGAGAAGCGGUGGAAAUUAUUGGAGGAAAAUGGAACUUUUCCUCGUCCUGUAAAAGACUUGACAAAUUUGAACGUGACCCUCUGAAUUAAGUAGAUAGGCGAUAGAAUCGUUUAAAAGAGGAUAGCUUUAAGAGUAGUAGCCCCGUUUAGAUGCGAAAUCACACCUACACUCGUUCACACAGGCGCGCGCGCGCGCUUACACACACGACACAAAAGCACAUCAUACCAACAUACAUUGAGUGCGUUCAAACUAAUGUUCGUUAUCGUUCAUACUAUUACCCUAAUUUUUCUAGUAUUUAGUUACAUUACGAAUUAUUGUUAAAGACGUUGAUUAACCGCUACGCUGUAUUAUCAGCAUAAGUAUUUCUCUCCCCUCGUAACUAUCGACAAUACGUAUUUAAGCAGCGACGAUUCUCUUUUUUUUCCCUUUUUUUUUGUUUCGUUUUUUUUUUUCACACGCGAUGUUUCUUAAUUUAUUUCUCCGUAUUCGUCCUCGAUUAUUUAUUUUUUUUAUCGUUUAUGUUCCCAUACGUCGUUCAUGUAGGAGUUAUACAUCGGACUUAGUAAUACUACCGCUACCAUCACUGCGACUAUUAUUAUUAUUAUUAUUACUUCUGCUACUACUACUUCUACUACUACUGCUACUCCUAUUACUACUAUACUAUUACUACUACUACUACUAUUACUAUUAUUACUACUACUACUACUAGUACUACUACCACCACUGCUAUUAUUAUACUACUACUAUUUACUAAUAUAGCGCCGUUCUCCAUUGCGUACGUACCUAUACGCAUGCGUGAAUGCCGGGCCGUCCCCGCGUGUAGAUGUACGUACCUACACGCAAGCGCGUUCGUUGGAGCGUCCCCGCGUAUAUGUACGUACUCGAUCUGUUUAUAUACGUUCUAUAACUAUACAUAUUAUUCAUGUAUUGCCUUUAGCUGUAAUUUUAGAUAAUCUGUAAAUAAUACUGCCGCGUUUACCGUCGACGUAUCGGAACGCUGUUCAAUUUUGACUUGUGCGAUUCAGUCGAUUCCCCGAAUUGUAUGAUACCUGUAUAUUAUCUAUACAUAAAUAUUCUAUAUAUAUUAAGAAGUAUAUAUAUAUAUAUAUAUAUAAAUACAUAUAUACGCAUACAGUUAUAUAAAAUAUUUAUGAAUUGUGAAUAAUAGUUAGGGAAAUCGUGUAUAAAUGUUCAUUCUUAGGUUUUAGGCCAGAAAAGACGCGCUUAGGUUUAAUCUACUUUGUUGAUGUUACCGUUGGCACGACUGAAUCGCACGAAUUUGAUCCGCGACUUUCCUUGUAUUAUAAUCAAAAGCAACUUCUGUACCUUUCUUCUCGCGAUACUUAUAAGACUUAAACAGGGUAUUUGAAAGAGGAUCCGGUGAAAUCGGCGAGUUCGAUCGUUGCGUCUGUGAUAUCGCGCGAGUAUGCUCGAAAUAAUGGUGGUUUGUUUUACGAACCGGCAUUGUCCUCGUGCCCAGUGGCUUUCCAAAAUGACCGCUUUUGGCGUGCCAUGUACGGUGCUUGCGGGCGAAAACGAGACGCGCAGAAUCGACGAUCGUCUCGCGGUUAUCUCGCCGAUUUUCUCUUUGACUAUAGUGAGAAUCGAUCACGAGAAGGAAUCCAGUCGUUGUCGUCCCGUUUCCUACCCUCGCGUAUUUCCUUCUACCGUCGCGCCGAUUUGUGGAGAGAGAGUAGGGUUUCGAUAACGUCGAUCGAAGCAGCAAACGCAAUCUUUCCGUCAAAACGAAGCAAGCGUGUGUCAAUGAUGUUUGCAAAAAUUCUAGAAGCGUCGUGAAAUUUCACGAUAACGCUUCGAUCGUUCACGGCAAAAGCCCGACCAAAGUUCCUCGCUACAUCGACGAGAUGCUACUUCCAUUUUGAAGAAAGAAUGCGUCUGUGUUUAGUCUCCUGUCAUUGAUCCUCGACUCAUUAAUCAUGGAUCAAUGACACGAUGGCUAUCGGACACGAGCGUAUUUCCACUGUAGUAAACUUUGCAGGUUCUACGUUUUAUGCAGGCGUUGCAAACUUUCAGGUGGAAACGCGUGUAUUUCCUUCUUUUCCCUGGGCUUCUGUUUCCUUCAACCGGGGAAAGGUGGUCGCUUUUAUUAUAAAAUAGUUUUCCGUUAGUUUUGGAGACUGGUCUUAUGAGAUUCCUAACCCUUGAAGGCGACGCGCUUUACCUCCUUUGUAUUAUAGUUUAUUCGAUACUUUAGCCCGGCGGAAAUCUCUCGGAACGUAUUCGUUGAGAGAGCUUGCGAUGCGAACAAGCGAAACAGAAAUAGCUAAUUUAAUUAAUAUAUGUAUGUAUAUAUGUAUGUGUAUAUAUAUAUAUAUAUAUAUAUAUAUAUACAUACACACUCGCGAGAGGGAGGAACGAAUACUUAAGAAAAGCAUGUGAAAAACGUGUAAAGGGAAAUGGAAACGAACGUUCGAACACCGUACGAACACUGUAAGUAAACUUACACGCAAGCAAUAAUAACAAGGCCUUGCGAUUUAUUCGAAUGCCUACCGUUUCGGCGUAACAAGGACGGUUCAACUAUUAAUUGCAGUAUUACUAAAUGUAUACAGACUAAAAAAAUAUACUUACACACCAACACCAA
Megachile rotundata (alfalfa leafcutting bee) is the source of this 7229-nucleotide messenger RNA. It is a transcript of the gene Pdk1, whose product is annotated as Phosphoinositide-dependent kinase 1. The record is from RefSeq and is a predicted model, not a curated record. Gene Ontology annotation, biological process: intracellular signal transduction; peptidyl-serine phosphorylation. Lineage: Eukaryota; Metazoa; Arthropoda; Insecta; Hymenoptera; Megachilidae. Gene Ontology annotation, molecular function: ATP binding; protein serine/threonine kinase activity.